AUGUACGCUGAUCUCGUGGAGAAUGGAGGGCAGAGGUCCGUGAAGGAGCGCCUUAAUGGGAAUGGUACUAGUGGUCCUACUUGGCUGCAGCAACAACGUCAAAUCACCGGUAAGAGGAAUGAAGUACCAAAUGAGUUCCUAAAUGAUAUAGGCUAUGACAAACAGGGAAGGUUUUUGCUUGCUGCUGUAAGUGGCCGCAUUUUAGCCCAGUCAUAUCACUCAAUCCUUCAAGUUGGUUACGAGAUGAUCGAGCAAGCAGUUAAUACUACUGAUGGAAAUAGUAGUGAAUACCAGCCUGAAAUUGCAUGGAAAAGAUGGGAGUUGUCUGUCAUGUUGGAGCAUGUGCAGGCCCAUGUUGCACCAACAGAUGUUGAUCCAGGGGCCGGAGUGCAAUGGCUACCAAAAAUUCUCAGAGGAUCUCCAAAAGUAAUGCGUACAUGCGCUCUUCUUGAGAGAGUUUUUAUGCCUUGUGAUAUGUACUUUCAGUUCACAAGGCAUAAAGGAGGAACUCCAAAACUGAAGGUAAUUCUUUUUGUAUCAUUGUAA
This is a messenger RNA of Sphenostylis stenocarpa, 546 nucleotides long. The record is from the annotation of a GenBank genome assembly. NCBI's taxonomy places the organism in Eukaryota, Viridiplantae, Streptophyta, Magnoliopsida, Fabales, Fabaceae.